This is a messenger RNA of Salvelinus namaycush (lake trout), 2159 nucleotides long. RefSeq names its product ras-related protein Rap-2c. Gene Ontology annotation, cellular component: plasma membrane. Bases 877 to 1428 code for a protein of 183 amino acids. NCBI's taxonomy places the organism in Eukaryota, Metazoa, Chordata, Actinopteri, Salmoniformes, Salmonidae. Gene Ontology annotation, biological process: negative regulation of cell migration; Rap protein signal transduction. The record is from RefSeq and is a predicted model, not a curated record. Gene Ontology annotation, molecular function: GTPase activity; GDP binding; GTP binding. The transcript is spliced from 3 exons.
UUUGGAUUGUCGUGUAUCGUUUUAAUGUCCCUGCUGAGGACUAGAACAUAUAGUAUUCGCACCACAAAUUUGGUGCUCCCUCAUUUUAUAGAUUUGGAAAGAAAAUACGAGCUGCUAACAUACUCGGUUCCACAAGACAUUACAGCUCAGUGGUGGUCGCGAGGGUGAGGCAGUAUCAGUAGGGAGAGGCCGUGAGGACGAAAUUAGGGAAGGGAGUGGGAGGUCUUCCACCUUCUCAUCCUAAACCGCAAGCAGUGUACUGUGGACAGCAUUGGACUAAAACUCCAACCCAAGGUUCCUAAACGCUAUCUGGCUGUUAAGUGCAGCACGCUCGGAAUAAGGACAGGGACCCUCCGUGGCAGACGUUGGCAUUGCGCUUUUGCGGCACCGGUAUGGUUUAUGAUGUGGAACAGUAUGUGAGCAAGCCACAUUCACAUGCUCUCCAAAAAUGGAGACAAUAGGAAAUCAUUCUCGUAUUGUGCAUCUUAGCUAGUUAGCCACCAAGCCAGCUAAUGCGCCGUUUUGGUGCAGAUUAAAGCAACUACUGCCCAUAUUCGUGUCAAGGUAUAUUUACUGUCUGUGUAGGAUUUGGCAUAAGACUCCUUAUCGUGAGCGAACAUGGAGGGGCGUUGUGGAUUUAGCCAACUUUGCUAGCUAGCUUACUCAGUCCAAGACUUCUGUAUUUAACCAGAUUUGUGUUUGUUUUAACUUCUUGUAUGUUUUCCAAUUGUUAAACAUACGUGUUAACAUUUUAACUGAGGUUCACUUGUUAGUUUGCAGAGGAGUGCUUUCAAGGUUUGCUUGAUUUAAUGUUGUCAAAGGAUAUAACAAUCCAGCUAGCCAGCUAAGUAGCCCAGGUGAAGCUCGUGCACCCUAAUGAAGGAGUACAAAGUGGUUGUGUUGGGAAGCGGAGGCGUUGGCAAGUCCGCGCUGACUGUCCAGUUUGUCACGGGCACGUUCAUCGAAAAAUAUGACCCUACAAUUGAGGACUUCUAUCGGAAAGAGAUUGAAGUGGACUCGUCGCCUUCGGUGUUGGAGAUCCUUGACACGGCAGGGACAGAACAGUUCGCCUCCAUGAGAGACCUGUACAUCAAGAACGGCCAGGGUUUCAUACUUGUCUACAGUCUCGUCAAUCAACAGUCUUUUCAGGACAUCAGGCCGAUGCGAGACCAGAUAGUGCGGGUCAAGCGCUUUGAGAAGGUGCCACUGAUCCUGGUGGGCAACAAGGUGGACCUGGAGUCUGAGAGGGAGGUUGCAGGUGCAGACGGCCGGGCCCUGGCUCAGGAGUGGGGCUGCCCCUUCAUCGAGACCUCAGCCAAGAGCAAGACCAUGGUGGACGAGCUGUUUGCUGAGAUCGUCCGUCAGAUGAACUAUGCAACACUGCCAGAGAAACAGGAGCAGUGCUGCACGGCCUGUGUGGUGCAGUAAAGGAGUAGGUGGACACUGUCCUCUCCACAACUCUCUCCCAGUUCCUGCUUUGAUGACCUAUGACCCCAGGAACCACUUCAGCUCCAUCACACCUUCUGACCUCUCCAGCUGGCAGUAUUACUUACCAGAGGGCAGAUUCUUGUCUGUUCAUGAGCCAAUUCAAGGGAGUCUUGAGCCUGCCCAACCUUUGAUAUCUUGACUGUGGAACACAUUCACCUGCAGACUCACUGGCCUUCAUGGUUUAGGUACAGGGAAGACCUACUUUUCAAUGUGUAUAGGACAGAUUUAUGAGGAUGAAGGGUUGUCUAUGGAUUUCUAUUUUCUCAUUUGGGGUUGGGGAGUGCUGGGGCAAUGAGCAGUGAUCUGCUCGGGACCACAGUGUCCCUUUUUGAAGCUGCUCAGUCAUUAUAUCCCCUAGUUUUACUUUGUACUGGAAUUGGUUUGUUAAAUCUGGUAUUUCAUUUUGAAGUGAUAACAGCCAUUAUACAGGUUUGGGCCUCGGGACAGAAUUCAAUCAAACCGUGGUAAAUAUAUGAUUGCUGUGCUCUACAGCAGUGUUUACCAAAACACCUGAUUUCAAGUCGUUAGCUAGGUUUCCGACCAAUUGGCGACAGAUUUUCAAAAACGGACUUGUUGCAGAUAGAAGUCACUGCGUGAUGACGUAGUGCACACAUAAUGUACUUUUUUGCAACCGUUUUCAUGUACGGAAUACAAAUCUAAAGUUCAACGUG